This is a messenger RNA of Heterotrigona itama, 2843 nucleotides long. NCBI's taxonomy places the organism in Eukaryota, Metazoa, Arthropoda, Insecta, Hymenoptera, Apidae. The record is from the annotation of a GenBank genome assembly.
AUGAAUAGUUCUUCAAAUCCUAUGUAAUUGAGUUUUCCUAAAACCAUUGAAAGUUCAUCCAUGGUUAAUAUUUCGAAAACGAAUUCUAGGGAAUUUACGUAAUGCUGUUGAAACUAUAUUCUAAUGCAUGCAUCAUUUUUUAAUAAAAUAAACUAUACAAGAAAAGAGAACAGAUGUAAUGUUAACUUUUUGUAACUGCUCACGAUAUUAUGAGUGGAAUGUAUGAAACAUCAAUUGGCAUCGAUAAACAUCGAUGAUUAAACAUAUAAAGACUCCGAUAAAAAAUAUAAAGUGAUCUUUUAUACAAGAGAUGACAACAUAUAUGCAUUUUAAAAGCUGUCAUUGGAUGCUACCAUUUGUUUCUUAUUAUUUUUAUAAAAAUGGUUUUGGCCCUUUUCAGAAUUUUACAAUUUAAGAAGAAUGGGGAACAAAAUAUUUAAAUUCAGUAAAACUUGUUUUUAAAAAGGAAGAGAGGCAGGAAUUUAAAUAAAAUAUUGUAAGUAAGCAUAAUGUAGCAAUGUAUCAUUUACAAUAUCAUUCACUUUACAAAAUUAAUUCUCCUAUGUUUUAAGGAUAUAAUUUAAAUAUUUUCAUUCAACAGGUUUUGUAGAAUGAUGAGGUUGAACUUUAAAACAGUAUUACUCAUAAUAGUAGUUGCAGUGUUGAGUUCAAUAUUGACAUCAUGGAAUAAUUGUGGCAGCCCAUCAUUUUUUAAAGGCACUGAUUGGAAAUCAAAAUUUCAGCAUAGAGACCGAGUAAAUUUAGAAACUGGAUAUCAAGAGAUAGAUUGUCAUAUAAAUGGUGAUUAUUCUAUUGGAUGCCGUAAAGAAGGAGAUGAAGUUUACAUACCAUUUUCAUUUAUUCAUAAAUAUUUUGAGAUUUAUGGGAAGUUAGCCACCUAUGAUGGACUAGAAAGAUUUGAAUGGUUGCACAGUUAUUCAAAAAUUGUUAAUCCUAAAGGGAAAUAUGAUCCCCGAGGAGUGUUUAUGACCUUUGAGAAUUAUAAUGUUGAAGUUCGAGAACGUGUUAAAUGCAUUAGUGGAAAUGAUGGAGUACCAAUAUCCACUCAGUGGGAGAGUCAAGGAUAUUACUAUCCUACACAAAUUGCUCAAUUUGGACUAUCACAUUACAGUAAAAAUUUAACAGAACCAGAGCCUCACAGAAAGAUAAUUGAGGACUCUGAUAAAAUUAAAAGAGAAUGGAUUAUACCUCAAGGAUCUAUUGCGUCUAGAGUAUUUGAUAAACAUGUUAACAGCCAUGUAAUGAAAUUUGCAACACCAGAAACCAGUACUUCUGGUAUUACUUUAAAGUUAGAUCAUGUACUAGAUUUUGUACUGAAAUGGGAUUUUAAUAUUAAAGAUAAUGGAAGUAUUAUGAUCACAUUGCAAUCUAGAGAAAGAAAGGAAAUAUAUUACCUUCAUUAUGUUACUAGUAAUAUAGUACUACAUACAUACAACAAUCACGUUUAUUACGGAAUUGGUCAAAUUAAUCAUCAGUGGAGAAGAUUUACUAGAGAUUUAGUUAUAGAUUUACAAAAAGGUUUAUAUUUAAAUGAUAAGAACAAGAAGAAAAUGUCCCGUUCAAAAUUAAAAAUUGUGAAAAUUACAUUGUACGGAUCGGGAAUGAUCGACAAUGUGACAUUAUCUACAAGUGAGCACAUGGAGCAAUUUUAUGAUGCAGCUAGAUGGUUUGUUAGUAAUCAAAACAUUAGUUCUGGUGGAUGGGCAAACCCUGUUAGAAGAAAAGUAGCAUCAGGAAUGGCUACUCUCGAACCUGGAUGGUUUGCAACCUUUUAAGUUAUCCUCUAGUAAAGGAGGAGUAGCUGCAAUAUUUUUAAAUAAAUACGUGUGGUACGAAGAAUACCCAACGACACCUUCUUCAUUUAUACUUAAUGGAUUUAUCUAUUCUUUAAUUGGUUUGUACGAUCUGAAAAGUAUAGCAACAGGUUCUGGUACUACAUAUGAUUUACGUCAUUUUACAUUAAAAACUGCUCCAAAUUUAGCUAGGUGGGAUUAUCAUUCAACUCACGUUAAUCAGCUUCUUCUUCUAAAUUCAAUUGAUAACGAUCCGAUUUUUACUACUACAGCAGAACGAUGGAUAGGUUAUAUGAAUGAUUAAGUUAAAAAUAAAUUAAAGAUAAAUAAUAAUAAAAAUGAGUGGUGGAGUGGUACCAAGUAAAUCAACAGUUUAUAUUUCAAAUUUACCUUUUUCAUUAACAAAUAAUGACAUACAUCAACUUUUACAGAAUUAUGGAAAAAUUGUAAAAGUGACAGUAAUGAAAGACAAAAUCACCAGAAAAAGUCGAGGUGUUGCAUUUGUAUUAUUUCUUACUCCAGAAGAUGCUAUUGCCUGUGCUAAAAAUUUAAAUAAUACAGAAAUAGGUGGUCGUACUGUAAAAAGUUCCAUAGCAGUAGAUAAUGGAAGGAGCACUGAAUUUAUACGUCGCAGAGACUAUCCAGAUAAAUCCCAAUGUUAUGAAUGUGGAGAAGAAGGACAUUUAUCAUACAGUUGUAGAAACAAUACAUUAGGACCAAGAAAUCCACCACUAAAAAAGAUUAGACUAAGAAAAAAACAGAAAGCUAAUACUCAGCAAACAAGUGAUUUUAAUAAAAAUAGUGAUGAUGAAUCAGCAGAAGAUAAUUGGGAUGAAGAAGUAGAAACAUUAAGUGCUGCUAUCGCAUUAGAGCAAAGACAGAAAGAAUUGGAAAAUAAUCAAAGAUUAGGAUAUAAGACAUAUGAGGAGGAAAAUAGAUUAAUUCAAAAAUCUGGAAAAAAAUAUAAAAAGAAUCAAUACUUUAGUGAUGAAGAAGAUUUUAGUGAAUAAGAUAAUGUAAUAAAAUAAU